Xenopus laevis (African clawed frog) is the source of this 3623-nucleotide messenger RNA. It is a transcript of the gene ror1.S, whose product is annotated as inactive tyrosine-protein kinase transmembrane receptor ROR1. Gene Ontology annotation, molecular function: protein kinase activity; Wnt-protein binding; ATP binding. The record is from RefSeq and is a predicted model, not a curated record. Gene Ontology annotation, biological process: positive regulation of canonical NF-kappaB signal transduction. Gene Ontology annotation, cellular component: plasma membrane; signaling receptor complex. Bases 275 to 3115 code for a protein of 946 amino acids. The transcript has 9 exons. Lineage: Eukaryota; Metazoa; Chordata; Amphibia; Anura; Pipidae.
UGUGUCGGUACUGAUUUUGGAAAAGUGACAAGCGAAGGGGGGGGGAGAUUGAGAGAGUUGAGAGAGGGAGGCAGAGAGUGAAGCCAGCUCCUACCUUUCAAAGCCCUCCGGAAAGGAGGAAAAAAAAGUUUGGCUCCAUUAAGUCCAUCAGAAGAGCAGAGGUAGAGAGGAGCUCGCAGCCUGAGGGACCGGGAACGCUCCGAGUAGCCCCCAAAGCGAGCAGGAGAGUGGUACAUCCCGGGGAUUGGAAGGACCCUGCAUCCCGAGCCUACGGAUGAUUUAUUGGCUCUGCACAUCCAGAGGAAUGCACACAGCCAGGCACCGAUGCCCCUGCACCCUCCCACUCGUGGUCGCCCUGCUGGAGGCUGCCUUAUGGGGAUACAGAGCAGAAGGAACUGAUCUGUUAUUUGCUGCUGAUAUAGUGCCCACUUCAUCAUGGAACAUGUCCACCGAAAUAGACAAAGAUAUUUUCCUACAGCUUGAUGAGCCCAUGAAUAAUAUUACAACAUCACUGGGUCAGACAGCAGAAUUGCAUUGUAAGGUUUCAGGGAAUCCUUUGCCUACAAUACGAUGGCUAAAAAAUGAUGCUCCUGUUGUUCAGGAGCCAAGAAGAAUUUCAUUCCGUACAACCAACUAUGGAUCUAGAUUACGGAUAAAAAACCUUGACACGACGGACACUGGGUAUUUCCAGUGUGUGGCAACUAAUGGCAGGAAGACUGUGUCUACCACUGGAGUGCUGUUUGUCAAAUUUGGUCCACCACCUACAGCAAGUCCAGGAUCAGUUGAUGAUGAAGAGGAUGGAUACUGCCAACCAUAUAGAGGCAUAGCCUGUGCGCGGUUUAUCUUAAACCAUACCAUUUAUGUUGAGUCUUUGCAUAUGCAAGGAGAAAUAGAAAACCAAAUUACAGCGGCAUUCACUAUGAUUGGCACCUCCAGUCAUCUCUCAGACAAAUGUUCCCAGUUUGCAAUCCCCUCCUUGUGCCAUUAUGCCUUCCCAUACUGCGACGAAAAUGCCCCCCAUUCAUCUCCAAAACCCCGUGAUCUGUGUCGGGAUGAGUGUGAGAUUCUGGAAAAUGUGCUGUGCCAGGCUGAAUACAUAUUUGCCAGAUCCAAUCCCAUGAUUCUGAUGAGGUUAAAAUUACCGAACUGUGAGGACCUCCCACUGCCAGAUAGCCCAGAGGCAAGGAAUUGUAUAAGGAUUGGUAUUCCGAUGACAGAGCCCAUCAAUAAAAACCAUAAGUGCUACAAUAACACAGGAGUCGAUUACCGUGGCACAGUGAGUGCUACAAAAUCUGGCCGACAGUGCCAGCCGUGGAACUCCAACCAUCCCCACACUCACACGUUCAAUGCAAUCCGUUACCCUGAACUCAAUGGAGGCCAUUCUUACUGCAGGAACCCUGGGAAUCAUAGAGAAGCCCCCUGGUGCUUCACCUUGGAUGAAAAUGUCAAGUACGAGCUCUGUGAUAUUCCAGCCUGUGACUUUAAAGACUCAAAGGAAAAGAACAAAAUGGAAAUCCUGUAUAUACUGGUUCCUAGUGUUGCCAUCCCCCUAGCUAUUGCCCUGCUCUUUUUCUUCAUUUGCAUCUGCAGAAAUAAUCAGAAAGCUUCGUCUCCACCAGUGCAAAGACAACCCAAACAUGUGCGAGGGCAGAAUGUGGAAAUGUCCAUGUUAAAUGCUUACAAACCUAAGAGCAAAGCAAAAGAACUACCUCUUUCUGCAGUAAGGUUUAUGGAAGAGCUCGGGGAGUGUGCAUUUGGAAAGAUUUAUAAAGGACAUCUCUACCUUCCAGGAAUGGAUCAUGCACAGCUUGUGGCUAUCAAGACGCUGAAAGAUUAUAACAAUCCUCAGCAAUGGGCCGACUUUCAGCAAGAGGCAUCACUUAUGACUGAAUUGCAUCAUCCAAAUGUUGUGUGUCUUCUUGGAGUGGUUACACAAGAGCAGCCAGUGUGCAUGUUGUUUGAAUUCAUGAAUCAAGGAGACUUGCAUGAAUUUCUCAUCAUGAGAUCCCCUCAUUCUGAUGUUGGGUGCAGCAGUGAUGAAGAUGGUACAGUUAAAUCGAGCCUUGAUCAUGGAGAUUUCUUACAUAUUGCGAUUCAGAUUGCUGCAGGUAUGGAGUAUCUGUCAAGCCAUUUUUUUGUCCAUAAAGAUCUUGCAGCACGUAACAUAUUAGUUGGUGAACAACUUCAUGUGAAAAUUUCAGAUCUUGGGUUGUCAAGAGAAAUAUACUCAUCAGACUACUAUAGAGUUCAAAAUAAAUCUCUUCUUCCAAUUCGAUGGAUGCCACCCGAAGCCAUAAUGUAUGGGAAAUUCUCCACUGAUUCAGAUAUCUGGUCAUAUGGCGUUGUACUUUGGGAAAUCUUUAGCUUUGGCCUUCAGCCGUAUUAUGGGUUUAGCAACCAAGAAGUUAUAGAAAUGGCCAGAAAAAGACAGCUUCUUCCAUGUUCAGAAGAUUGCCCACCAAGAAUGUAUAGUUUGAUGACUGAAUGUUGGCAAGAAAUACCAUCCAGAAGGCCCAGGUUCAAAGACAUCCUUGUGAGACUGAGAACAUGGGAAGGUAUCUCUAGUCAUACAAGUUCAACUACACCUUCAGGUGGGAAUGCUACCACUCAAACAACCUCACUAAGUGCAAGCCCAGUAAGCAACCUUAGUAAUCAAAGAUAUCCCAAUUUUCUUUUCUCACCACAAGCAAUGCCGCAGGCCCAAAUUGCUGGCUUUAUUGCCCCACCCUUACCUCAGAAUCAGAGAUUCAUUCCAAUAAAUGGGUACCCAAUUCCACCAGGAUAUGCUGCUUUUCCAACUGCUCACUACCAGCCUCAAGCACCUCCAAGAGUGAUUCAGCACUGCCCACCACCAAAGAGUCGAUCCCCCAGUAGUGCCAGCGGAUCUACAAGCACUGGUCAUGUAACAAGCCUGCCUUCAUCAGGAUCGACCCAGGAUGCAAAUAUCCCUUUACUGUCACACAUGUCUAUGCAGAGCCAUACAGGCAACAUAGGCAUGCCACCUUUUGGAAGCAAAACAAACAAGCCAUACAAAAUGGACAUGAAACAAUCGUCUUUAAUAGAAGACUCAGAUAUUCACAGGCACAAUGAAUCAAUGAUUACGGCAGAGUUUUAACUUUGCAAUACUUUUGUAAAUACUAUAUGCAGUAAAAUAGGAAAGACAAACAAAAUUUUAUAUGAAAUAUUUUUAUUGAACUGAAGUCAUUCCAGAUGGUAACAGAAAAUUCCUACAAGUAUCUUCUGUGAAGUCAGAAUCCGUGCCUAAACAUGGUGGAAAACCUUCCAGUUCGGAAAGAGGUGUCAAUAUCUUGUAUUGAUUGUACAGUGACAGGUUUUACAAUACAGGGAAGGUAAAAGAGUUUGGAGAGCAGGGUUCACUACAAAUUUAUAUUGUAUUUAGGGCGUGCUUAUGCAUUAAUAAAUAACAUGCCUCUACGAUAUUUAUCAUCACAUUCAAAAUCAAAUUGUAAAAGCAGAAUUGCUUUCCCUUAGCCACAAAUCUUAUGUAAUGAAAGACAAGGGGCGUAUUUAUCAAAGAGUGAUGUUAGAGAUCGCCACAGUCCUCUAGAGUGAAAUUCCGCCACUCUCUAUUCAUUUCUAUGGGAUUUUGAAGACAUAUUUAU